This is a messenger RNA of Yarrowia lipolytica CLIB122, 2034 nucleotides long. RefSeq lists its product as uncharacterized. The record is from RefSeq and is a predicted model, not a curated record. Lineage: Eukaryota; Fungi; Ascomycota; Dipodascomycetes; Dipodascales.
AUGUCCUACAGAAAGAUAUUUGGCAAAAAGAAAGAUAAGGAGCCCGAGGAGGGCGCACCCAGACCUCGACCUGAAGACGCCCAGAGCGUCAGUACAGCGGGCACAGCUGGCAGCAGUUAUAUGUCCUCGAUUUUUUCGCGGAAUACCAGAAAUACAUCGGGGACUGCUUCUACAUCCGCUUCAGCUGGCUCCACGGGCAGCGCCAGAAGCUAUCACAAGGAGGGAGCAGCUGCGGGACGAGUCAACGUGUUGGAGACUAUCAGCGAUGUGGCAGAUACGGUUGGAGUGGACGUGCCUCAACAGGUGAAAAGAGGACAGUUCGGUACAAGCGACAGAAACCACGGUAUUUCCGCCAGCCAGCCUAGUUUGUCUUCGCCAAAUGCUUACCUGGGCGCUGGAAGCCCUACAAACCUCUUCUCUGGAGCCCCUUCUAGUGGAGGAGCCUCUUCUCCUGUGUUUCCCUUCGCGGUGAAUGAGGUUCACAUGCGAGAAGUCCACGAAAGCUUGGCUCAGCUGAACGCUGAGUCCAGCGCGCUACUGCAACACAUAUUCAACGGUGUAUUUACUCCAGUUAUGGCGUCUACUGCCUUGCAGAGACUCAUGAGAGACUUUAUCAAUUUCACCGAAAUGGCCUCUGACGUGACUGUGCAACAGCUGGCACCCACCAUCAAGGUGGUACUCCAUCUGAGUGAUAACCUGCUUGGUCCCGAAGAUAUCCAGUCGAGAAAAUUACUGCUACGUACCCUGCAUGAACUGGGCCGUCGUAUCGGGGUCUUACCUCGACUCUCGGGCACCGUCAGCGAGCCUCGAAAUUUUGCUAUUGGCGAAAUGGCCUCCGAACUUGAAGCGUUGCCACAGGUUCUGCGAAUCAUGGACCAGAUUUGCACUGCCCAAAGCGAGGUGGCAGACCAAGACGGUGCCUUCAUUGCACCAGUUCUUCGUGGUCUUACACCCCAAUUCUCCGUCCUCACACUCUCUUUUGGAUACCCGCAGCCGGAGCAGUCUCACUACGAUAUGGUGUCUCAAUUAAGUACCUCGUCGCCACAAAGUGUCCAUCUUUACUGCCACAAAAACCAGAUUGCUGCUUGUGCAAACUUCAAGCCUCCCUAUAGAAUCCCCACGGACCCUCAGUCGCCACCCAUGUCUCUUUCCAUCGCAUCUAACGACGGUACGGCAUCAGGAACCCUCGGCGGAUUCAUCUACCCCAAAAUUAGCGCCAACGACCCUGCUCUGGCUGCCUACGCUCGUUCUACCUUUGCCAUGACCUGCGGUCAUGUCUGUCUCUCCGAGAAAACCGGGCAGAAUCCCCCUGUCUCAGCACCCUCCCCUGUGCUCAUCAACAUGUACCGUGCUGCUCUGAAGAAGGAACAGGUGAAAUACGCUCCAAACACGGCUGCAUACACACAGUUUCAGAAUGCUAUCGACGAGACCAAGGGUCCCAACACUUUGGGGUCUGUUGUUUGGGGUGAACGAGCUGUUGUCAACGGAGCCAUUUCCGAUGUGGCUAUCAUCAAGUGUGACACUGGUCUUACAUGCCGAAACACUCUGGGUGACGAUGUCGUCUUCACCGAGUAUGACCCUGCUCUUGUUUUUGGUAACCUCGAGGUUCGAUCGGUGGCCCAGAAGCUUGUUCCCGGAAUGAAUGUUUUCAAGUACGGCUCUACAUCAAGAUACACUAGGGGUGUAUACAACGGCCCCAAAAUUGUCUACUGGGCUGAGGGACGAAUUCAGAGCAGCGAAUUCGUGGUCACCACAGACUCAACUCCCAUGUUUGCUCUUGGAGGAGACAGUGGUGCCUGGCUUCUUCACAAGGUCGAGUCCGAGAACCCUUCGCUGAGUGUUAUGGGUAUGCUUCACUCUCACGAUGGAGAGGUCAAGCAGUUUGGACUCUUCUCACCCAUGAAUGUUAUCCUUGAUAGACUCGAGCAGGUUACUCAUGUCAAGUGGGGAGUGGUGGGAACUACCGACGACGAGGGGGAGGACCUCGCAGGGGGGAGUGACAGUGAUGCCAGCGAACACAACCACAGCGAUUAG